Molecule: messenger RNA, 1860 nt
Organism: Cladophialophora yegresii CBS 114405
Lineage: Eukaryota; Fungi; Ascomycota; Eurotiomycetes; Chaetothyriales; Herpotrichiellaceae
Exons: 1
Coding region: 1-1860 (619 amino acids)
Biological process (GO): calcium ion import across plasma membrane
Molecular function (GO): calcium channel activity
Source: RefSeq, a predicted model, not a curated record
AUGCCACUGAUACCCAAGCUGGGCCAGCUUAGCCCCUUGCAAAUGAGAUUUGGUGCAUGCCUAUCGGCUUCGCUCAUGCUUUUACUUCUAUACCUGGCAUUAACGAAGCAACAUUUCGCCUACGCACAUGAGCUGAAUUCCGAAGACCAUAACUACCGGUUCAGCCUGGAGGGCGAAAUCAUUGAUGCUCCCGAGGAAAAGAACACGAUCAUAACCCGCGCCGAGGACGGAGUAUCUGCGCUCGCAAACAACAGCCCUCAAAACAGUAACAUCGGGAUCGGCCUUACACAAAAUUGGGUGUUUCCCAAAGACGUGAUAGACGGUCCGCACGGGGAUCCUGGAACGGGUUUGCCGGGGGAGAAGGCGGGCUUGACACAGUUGGAACCGGAAGUCCACGAACUCAGAAGAAGGCAGUCAGGCACGACAGUCUAUAUAACCAUCAACACUUGCUUGCAGCCCUCGUCAAAUGUGACGGACACCAUCCCCCCGCAGCUGGAAAUGUACAUUUCGUUAGACUCAUCAAACCAGAAACCGGCACCUGGCUCUGGCACUCCUGUUUCAGUCAUUGGCGGAUACGGCGUGUACGAAGUGGACGCGACCAGCGAUGUGUACGUCGGUAUAUCAGCUCCCAACACUACAGAUUUCUCGGGGAUCUGGAAUUACGAGCUUGCAGCCUCGAACGACGCACCUUAUCACUUCUUCAAUGGCUCGAAGACACCAAACUUAUACUUCGUGGAUAGCGACAACCACGCUGCUCUCCUAAUCACCAACGACACAACCCAAGCCCUACCGAAUGAGACUGUCUACCAGGAGUGGAUGAAAAUGGACGCGCCCUAUGGCGUGUUCGCGUCAAACCAAGACCAGCGCUCCAUCCUUGGCGUUCAAAGGUCGUUCUGUGGCCUGCGGAAUAAUGCUAAGCUAGCAGCAAAAAUCGACAACGUCAACGAUCAGAACGUCGCGACGAUGACCAACAGAGGAAUAGGCGGCAAACCCAAGGAGCAGUUCUACAUCACGGGUCUGAAUGCCACGUCGAAAUACUGGGGCAUGCUGGUGAUGGAAGGCAAUUCCACAGCAUCCGGAGCAGGCGUAGUGGGUGGUGGAGGCACAGUUUGGGCGGCGAUUGACUUCAACACAAAGAGCGAAGGCAAUUGUGCAUUGAUGUACAACCUGUCAUUCUGCUCAGAAGUUGCCUACGCAGUUCCCACAAACCCGAACAAAUUCUCGCCUGAAACGGGUCUGCCAGACCUGGCGGCACUCUACGAUUCCAAUGCCGCGCAAAUGUACCAAUACUUCAACUACUCGCUACAGCAAAUCCCCUGCAAUACCACCUCUAGUGCACAAUACUCUCUCGCCAGAAAUUGUGAUGACUGCGCCCGGGCGUAUAAACAGUGGCUCUGCGCUGUCACGAUCCCACGCUGUGCGGAUUACUCAAACCCCUCCGGCUAUCUAAAACCGAGAAAUGUCGGUCAACCUUUCAUCAAUGGCAGCAGUAUCUCCUCUGACCCGUCAUUAGUUGCUGGGCAGGAUCAGGUGCUUCUCGCUGCCGUGGCGACAAACUCAUCAAGGAAUCCGUUAAUUGAUACCUCAAUAGGACCAGGUCCUUAUAAGGAAGUUCUACCGUGUGAAGAUCUAUGCUAUGAUCUUGUCCAGAGCUGUCCUGCGAGCCUGGGCUUCGCGUGUCCCAUUGCCGGAAAGGGGCUCGAGGAGAGCUAUGGAAAGCGGGUCAAUGAGAGUGAAGGCAUCAUCAGCUGUAGUUACUUGGGUGCAGCGUAUUAUCUGAGCGCCAGCUCGAUGCUGAGGCCGGAGCUGAGUAUCUUUGGCGUGGCGCUACUGGUAUUGAUGUUUGGAAUUGGCCUAUGA